Sphaeroforma arctica JP610 is the source of this 789-nucleotide messenger RNA. RefSeq lists its product as hypothetical. The transcript is spliced from 3 exons. Gene Ontology annotation, biological process: pyruvate metabolic process; phosphorylation. The coding region runs from base 1 to 789 and encodes 262 amino acids. The record is from RefSeq and is a predicted model, not a curated record. NCBI's taxonomy places the organism in Eukaryota, Ichthyosporea, Ichthyophonida. Gene Ontology annotation, molecular function: pyruvate, water dikinase activity; ATP binding.
AUGACCGAGGGAAAAAUUGAUAAUCUUUAUAGCCUGAAUGACGGGCAAGAACCUCCUCCAACACAAUGGAUUGGGGGCAAAGCAGCUGGGCUGAUGAAUCUUUGCACCACCGAACAACUGAAGCGACACGUACCCCGUGGUUUCGCCGUCUCUGAGGCCUUCUUUCAGACCUGGAUGAAUGAGGUCCUUGCCAGCAACGAAUACAAAGCAGCCACAGACCAAAACUCUGGAGUUCUAAGUACUAAGGCAGAGACCGGGCACUCCUCCGAGUCAGAUGCGCAGCAGCUGGCCCGGAGCGGUGGCGGCUGUGCGUUCGUUUGCACCCGAGGAGGAUGUGAUGGCGCGUCCUUUGCCGGUGUGUUCGUGACUAAGCUGGGAGUCUCAGUCGACCACGUAGAACUCGCAUUGCGCGGGUGCUUUGCCUCGGUCUUUGACCAGAAAGUCUCGCAGUAUGGUCACACAGGUUGGCAUCCCACGAACUUUUCGGCCGUUGUCAUGGAGAUGGUUGAACCGAGUAAGGCCGGGGUGGCCUUCAGUGCAAACCCGCUGAACUCGGACCUGGAUGAGAUGGUGGUUAAUAGCAGCUGGGGUCUCGGUGAGAGUGUUGUGGAUGGCAGUAUCAUGGCAGACCGUUUUAUCUGGGAUAAACUUGGUAGUGUUGUUCUGGAGACUAAGAUUGGCAACAAGGAACGGGAACGCCGUGUGUGUCCAAGCGGCGGCGGGGUUGAAGAACUGCAGGUGUCUGAACAACGCGCAGGACAGGGUGUGUAUGUGCUUGUGGGUUUGUAG